AUGAAAUUCUUUAUUGAGGACCUUCCGGUCAUUUUCCCAUACCCCCGAAUUUACCCUGAGCAGUAUGCUUAUAUGUGUGACAUCAAGAAGACUUUGGAUGUGGGAGGUAACUGUGUAUUGGAAAUGCCUUCCGGUACUGGGAAGACUGUUUCCUUACUUUCCUUAACCAUAGCCUAUCAAAUGCAUUAUCCUGAGCACAGAAAGAUUGUUUAUUGCUCUCGUACCAUGUCGGAAAUUGAAAAGGCCUUGAUUGAAUUGGAAUCAUUGAUGGAUUUCAGAGCCAAAGAGUUGGGUUAUGUAGAAGAGUUCAGAGGAUUAGGGUUGACAAGUAGAAAAAAUGUUUGCCUUCAUCCUACAAUUUCUAAAGAAAGAAAAGGUGCUGUCGUAGACGAGAAAUGUAGAAGAAUAACCAACGGCCAAUUGAAGCAGAGAAUAGAGUCUGGUCAGAUAUCUGAGAAUGAGCAGCAAUUCAACCCUGAAUCAAGUACCUUGUGUUCGUUCCAUGAGAAACUAAAUGAAAUGGAUCAGCAUGAAUUGAUCCCUGCUGGAGUUUAUUCAUUUGACGAGUUAACAAAAUACUGUAAGGAAAUAGGUACAUGUCCAUAUUUUACAGUCAGAAGAAUGAUCCCUUUCUGUAACAUCAUUAUUUAUUCAUAUCAUUAUCUUUUGGAUCCUAAGAUUGCCGAAAGAGUUUCUAGAGAGCUUUCCAAAGACAGUAUCAUUAUAUUUGAUGAAGCGCAUAAUAUAGAUAAUGUCUGUAUUGAAUCUUUAUCGCUAGAUUUGACUGACGAUACCAUGAAGAGAGCCACGAGAGGGGCUAACAAGUUGGAUCAUGCUAUCGAAGAUAUGAAGUUGAAGGAUAGCGCCAAGUUGCAGAAUGAGUAUGAAAAAUUGGUUGAAGGGUUAAGAGAAGCGGAAAUAGCCAGAGAUGAGGAAUUGUUUAUGAGUAACCCCACAUUGCCUCAGGAUCUAUUGGAAGAAGCAGUUCCAGGAAAUAUAAGGAAGGCCGAACACUUCAUAUCAUUUUUGAAACGAUUCAUAGAGUACUUGAAGACAAGGAUGAAGGUAUUACAUGUCAUCAGUGAAACACCACCAAGUUUUUUGCAGCAUUUGAAAGAAUUAACCUUUAUUGAUAGGAAACCUCUACGGUUCUGCUCCGAGCGAUUAUCAUUACUUGUCAGAACUUUGGAAUUAUCUGACAUUGAAGAUUUUGCUGCGCUAAAGGAUAUUGCGACAUUCGCCACUUUGGUCUCUACGUACGAGACUGGUUUCCAGUUGAUAUUGGAGCCAUUUGAAACUGAAGGCUCUACUGUUCCCAACCCCAUAUUACAUUUCACAUGUCUUGAUGCCUCAAUUGCAAUGAAACCUGUGUUCGAUAGAUUUUCUUCCGUCAUCAUUACUUCUGGUACCAUGUCCCCAUUGGAUAUGUACCCUAGAAUGCUUAAUUUCCAGACUGUGAUACAAGAAUCGUAUAGUAUGACGUUAGCAAGAAAGUCGUUCUUACCUAUGAUUGUAACUAAGGGAUCUGAUCAAGUCAAUAUUUCUUCCAAAUUCGAAACAAGAAACGACCCUUCAGUCGUCAGAAAUUAUGGGUCAUUACUUGUUGAGUUUUCCAAGGUCACUCCAGAUGGUAUGGUUGUUUUCUUUCCAUCUUACUUGUACAUGGAGCUGAUUAUAUCGAUGUGGCAGAAUAUGGGUGUGCUCGAUGAAGUAUGGAAGUAUAAGUUAAUCUUGGUGGAAACCCCAGAUGCUCAGGAAACAUCUGUUGCCUUGGAGACGUAUCGUAAGGCAUGUUCUAAUGGAAGAGGUGCAGUUUUAUUGUCAGUUGCGCGUGGUAAGGUUUCAGAAGGUAUUGAUUUUGAUCACCAAUAUGGUAGAACCGUACUAAUGAUUGGUAUCCCAUUUCAAUAUACGGAAUCCAGAAUUUUGAAAGCGAGAUUGGAGUUCUUAAGAGAUCACUAUCAGAUCAGAGAAAACGAUUUCUUAUCUUUCGAUGCCAUGAGACAUGCAGCGCAAUGUUUGGGUAGAGUCUUAAGAGGGAAAGAUGACUACGGAAUUAUGGUCUUGGCUGACUCGAGAUUUAGUACGAAGAAGAAACAGUUACCAAAAUGGAUUUCACAAGCUUUGUACCCUUCAGAUAUAAAUCUUUCUAGUGAUAUGGCGUUGGCAAAAGCAAAGAAGUUUUUGAGAAAUUUGGCACAGCCGACCAACCCUAAAGAUCAAGAGGGUGUUUCUGUUUGGAACUUGGCGCAAUUGGAACAAUUCCAAAAAGAGCAAAUUGCAAGAUUUGCUAUCCAGAGUGAAAAAGAAAAAGCAAAUAAAGACGAGUUUAUGGACAUUGACGAAGAUGAUUUUGAUCUAUUAUAA
This is a messenger RNA of Dujonia railenensis, 2367 nucleotides long. Lineage: Eukaryota; Fungi; Ascomycota; Pichiomycetes; Serinales; Debaryomycetaceae. The record is from the annotation of a GenBank genome assembly.